CCCUCUUCAUCUUUCAUUCAACGUCACCGUCAACUUCAGCUUCUUCACAGGCCUUCCCCCCUUUACUCCAAACACCAAAAUGAAAGCCUACUGGUACGACAACAAGCCGGGCGACCAACGCCUCCCCCACGACAGCACCCGCCCGGUCACCGAAUCCUACCUCGCCACCUUGGGGGUAAUCUACCACCACCUGCCCUCCCUGGCCGACGUGGACGCCCUGGCCGCAGCCCGGGGCUACAAGAACCGGGACGAGAUCACGGUGUCGCCGACGACGAUGGGCGACGCGUACGAGACCAAAGUCAAGAGUUUCUUCCACGAGCACCUGCACGAGGACGAGGAGAUCCGGUACAUCCGCGAUGGCCGGGGAUACUUCGAUGUCCGCGGGCAGGAGGACGAGUGGGUGCGCAUCCAGCUCGAGAAGGAUGAUCUGAUUAUCUUGCCGGCCGGGAUCUAUCAUCGGUUUACGGUGGAUGAGGGUGAUUAUAUCAAGGCGAUGCGGUUGUUUCAGGAGGAACCGAAGUGGACGCCGUUGAAUCGGAGUGAGGAAUUGGAUGAGAAUCCGCAUCGGGUUGGGUAUUUGGGGUCCCUUGGGAAGGCGGCUGUUGCUGCGGUUUGAGGAAGUUGAUAGUGCUGUAGGGGUGGGUUCUGGGACGGGUGGAUGGCAUUUGGAUAAUGGGUGGGUGGAGAGCAGCAGCAGCAGCAGCAGCAGUAGCAGGAGGUAUGGGAUGGGGUGGGAUGUAUAUAGAAAUAGGCACAUGAAAUUAUGACACCCAAGUUGAUU
Aspergillus aculeatus ATCC 16872 is the source of this 781-nucleotide messenger RNA. Its product is annotated as acireductone dioxygenase (Ni2+-requiring). Lineage: Eukaryota; Fungi; Ascomycota; Eurotiomycetes; Eurotiales; Aspergillaceae. The transcript is spliced from 3 exons. Gene Ontology annotation, molecular function: acireductone dioxygenase [iron(II)-requiring] activity. The record is from RefSeq and is a predicted model, not a curated record. Bases 80 to 616 code for a protein of 178 amino acids.